This is a messenger RNA of Argiope bruennichi, 6420 nucleotides long. RefSeq names its product rho GTPase-activating protein 21-like. The transcript has 21 exons. The coding region runs from base 302 to 4768 and encodes 1488 amino acids. Gene Ontology annotation, molecular function: protein binding; phospholipid binding. NCBI's taxonomy places the organism in Eukaryota, Metazoa, Arthropoda, Arachnida, Araneae, Araneidae. Gene Ontology annotation, biological process: signal transduction. The record is from RefSeq and is a predicted model, not a curated record.
UCUGUUUUUCAUAUUGACUACAGAAUUAAUUGAUGUUUAUGUAAGCGUGACCAUUUAAAAAUUCAUUAUUUUUUAAAAUUUUUAAAAAUAUUUCGUGCUCAGAAAAAAAGAAAAUUGUUUAUAUAGAAGACAUUGUAUGUCAGAUUUUCUAACUAAUCAAUAAAGUGUAUCAUUGUCAGGUUUAAGACUGGAUAAACAGUGUAAAUACUUAAUCAUGUUCCAAUUUUUGUUGUGGAUCAAGAGUGGAAAAACAGUUUUUUUACUCUUCAGGAGUUAUUAAUGCAUUCUUGAAUGAAUUUUCAUGGACUCUUCAAAUGCUCUUACUAGCUGCAUAAGAUACACAUCAGAUUCUAAUGAUAAAUCUCAUCCUCGUUCUGUUACAUUAGUUAAGGACAAAAGUGGAUUUGGAUUUACUUUGCGUCAUUUCAUUGUUUAUCCACCAACAAGUCUAAAUCAUGGAAAAAAAAAACAAGGAGCUAAUGAGGAUACCUCUGUUGCAACCACACAAUGGAAAUCAGACUAUAAAAACAAACCUAUGGAUACCAUAUUUAUACGGGAAGUGAAAGAAGGUAGCCCUGCACACAAUGCCGGAUUAAACAAAGGAGACCGAAUUAUUGCCAUUAAUAAUCAUCCAUUAUCUGGUAAAACAUACUCAGACAUCAUUCAUUUAAUCCUCAAAAGUGGCCAAACUUUGAGACUCUUAGUUGUCCCAAAAGAAGAUGACAUUUUGCAAUUAUAUUUUGCUUCCUCUGCAUAUCAGCCGGUCCAUCGAGAGCAUAAGCAACACAAGUAUCUUGUGCCCUCAUACUGUCCAGACUCAGAGCAAUCAAACCAGCAAUACAGACAAUCUUCUUAUGGUACUUAUCCUGGGAGAAUUCAUAAGAAAUCUAAAGGCACCAUUGAUAAAGAUGUGGAAAGUAAAAGAGGGAUUCAGCACGUUUUCUUGGAGUCCGAUGAUGUGAAUAAAGAUCUUAAUUUAUCCAGUCCAUCACAUUUGUCUUGUGGGCUUGAAGAUAAAGAUUAUGAUUUACCUUCACCUGCAAAGUGCAUUUAUGAAGGUAGCUGUUUUAGUGAAGAUGAAGGUCUUUUUCAUCAUGCCAAAGAUUUUGAAAACGAAGAUAUAUUAGAACUGCAACCUCCCAAACUAAAAAGUACAGUUGCAAAUUUGUAUUACAGUUUGUGUCGUGAUCAACCUCCAUCAAAUUUUGCAUUUGCUUCGGAGGAAAACUUAAACUAUCCCAUUUAUAUGUCCGAUUUUGAUGAUAUUGUACACUGUGAUAAUAUGGCUGAGUCAAAAAGUAUUUCUGAAGCAUUGCAUGGAACCGGUGAAACCAUAUCGUCCCAUCCUAUUUCAAUGUCUUAUCCAUGUGACAGGCCUCAGUAUGGAGAAAAUAACCAUUCCUGUGAUAGAAUUCGGGACUCUGCUCAUUUAUCUCUGUUAAAUGAGCAGAAACCAUCUUAUUACUCUAAUAAUAAGAUGAUUAACUCAGAAGAUUUAAACUUGCAUUAUAACCCUGAUACAAGUUCUAAUAAUUCCAGUGCAAUGCAUCGAAAAACAGGUGAAAGAAAUUCCAUAGCCUCAGACUAUGAUUUCAGUGAGAAUCCUAACAUACCAUCUAUAAAUAUUGUUGCUCAACGACGCCAUCAGUUUGAAUCUGGAAACCUUUUAGCUGAAUCAAUGGAAAGAAUGAACUUGUAUAGAAGUGAAUUGUCACGUAUGUCAAUGCCAAAUCAUGUCCGUCUAGUAUCAUCCAGAACUGCAGAAUUUGAAACUAAAACUGGAUCAUCUGUAAAUUCACUUUAUGCUCAGAAGUCAAUUGAAGUUUCUAAAAAGAACGAAGAAAGUUCAGAAAGUCAUAUGAAAUACAAUGACAAUAGAAUACAAUCUUUUGAUUAUGAUUCUACACUUGAUCAUCAAAAUAGUAAUAAAACACCUACAGAUGAUUCUUUGAUUGUUGCUGAUUCACCCGAAACCACAGUUACAGCUCAUAGUGACAUAAACCCAGCUGUAACUGGAGUUGUGCAUCGCCGAAAAACAGUUCCAGUAUCCUCUGAUCAAGAUGAAUGCCACAUUGUACGGAGGAUAUCAUAUCUUCGAGCUACUGCUAACGAUAGAAUGAAUAUCGAAUCUGAUUUAAGUGAAGAAGAUGAAACUUCUGACCCUUCUAGUCCAAAUAAAGAAUUCCGUAUUCAGAAGUUGAAAUCUUUCUUUGGAGAAAAGACUCCAAAAGUUAAGCAGGCUUUGGUUCCUGUUGAUGUAACAGAUACGAAUGGUUGUUCUAAUCAAGAAACAACUGAAGAACCAAAAUCCAUUUAUGGAUGGGUUAUUUGUAAAGUUGUAUCUUUGGAAGGAAAACGUUCUAGUGAUAGGUCCUGGAGGCAUGUAUGGGCAAUUUUAAGAGAAAAUAUUCUUUAUUUAUUGAAAGAAAGACGUGAGCCCUCAAAGGGAACUAUAACCGGUGAUGAACAUGUGAUAAAUGUGAAAUAUAGCAUAGCUAAUGUUGCAAAUGAUUAUGUAAAAAGAAAGCAUGUUUUACGCCUAAUGCUUCUUAAUGGGACCGAGUACUUAUUUCAAACAGAAAGUCAUGCAAGUAUGAUGGAGUGGUUGAAAGCCUUAAAGAUAUUUACUAGAGAAAUAUCUGAGCUUCCAGAUUGGUUGAAAAAUACAUCUGUUUUGGAAAAGGCUGCUGCAUAUGAGCAACAGAUUCAGAAAGGAAAAUCCUCUGGACAGCAUCACAAUGUUCGAAAAUUAGUUUUCCGCCAUCGCAGUCCUUCAGAACAUUCCCCUUCUGUUAAAACACGCAGAGCAUCACAAGGUGAUGAGCUGGCUCUUACCAAAAUUGGUGUGCUGUGGCGAGAUCGAAUGGUGCAAGGUUGGAAAAAAGUACACGGAACAAAUUCUCAUAUUCCAAAAGGUGCAUCAUUUGGUGUCAAACUAGAAAAUGCUCCACCCGGUGUUACUAAUGAGCAUAUUCCAUUGAUAGUUGAGCUUUGCAUACAGAUAGUUGAGAGCCGAGGAUUAGAUACAGUUGGAAUAUACCGUGUGCCUGGCAACAAUGCUUCAGUAAGUGUUUUGACUGAUCUAGUUAAUCAAGGCAUAGAUGAUGAACUUAUCAAAGAUCCUCGUUGGAAUGAUGUAAACAUUGUAUCAAGUCUUCUUAAAGCUUACUUCCGUAAAUUACCUGAACCCCUGCUCACUUCCUAUUUAUAUCCUAAAUUUAUACAAGCUAGUGAAACAGAAGAUCCUGUAAAAAGAUUGAAAGCUAUCAAGCAUGUGCUAUAUCAUCUGCCUGUUCAUUAUUUUGCUACUUUGCGCUACCUAAUGUAUCACCUCAAGAAAGUAGUGGAACAUUCUGCAACUAACAAGAUGGAAGCUAGAAAUCUUGCCAUAGUGUUUGGUCCCACCCUUGUCAGGACCACUGAUAAUAAUAUGGUUGCAAUGGUAACAGACAUGCCUCAACAGUGCUAUCUCAUUGAAACAAUGAUAACUUAUGCAGAAUGGCUCUUUGAAGAUUGUGGUGAUAUUUUACCUGUUGAAAUAAAUGCCCAAGAUAAGCGAAAAACCCAUCCACCAUCAACUGUACAGUCAAGUGCUCUUCUCAGCAAUAUUAAUAAACUUGAUGAAGAAUCAUUACCACAUGAAAUGUUUGCAUCGUUUUGCAAUGCUGCUUCUCGCCAUUUGAGGCACCGUCAGAAAAAGAAAGAUCCUGCCAGCUAUUCAAAGAAAAGAUCUGGUAUUAUUGCUGAUGAUGCAGACAUAUUGGGGAACCCAAAUGAUUGCAGUAUUCCUUCCAAUUUCACCACACCAGAAAUCAUUGAUCCCAAAAUUGCUGAUUCUGAAAACUUGUCGGAUAUAAGUUUUGGGAGUUGUUCUAGUCUAAUUUCUGGUUCCACAAAAUCCAAACAGCGAUCCACAUCCAAAGAACCUGAGCCUCAAAAUGGCACUUUGGUUGCUGACAGACAAAGUUCUGAAUCCAGUCAAGAGACUUCAAGUACUUUUCCUAUUCCUGAGGAAGAACAAGUAGGCCAUCGGUAUAAUAAAUUAAGUGCUCUAGCUCAAGAAAAAAUUAAAAACUUUGAACAGGAAACAAAGGCCCUUUUAAGAAGGGAUGGCCAGCGACCAAGAACAUCAGUUUGUGCACCACAAGUAGAGUGGGAACAAAUUGAAAAAGAAUGGCAAAAGGCAAAACUAGAAUUAGAGCAAGAGGAUUUGUUAGAUUAUCUUGCUGAUGAUCCAUCGUAUCUUUCCUGUCUUCUUGGUCGAAGUAUGGAGUCAACAGAAUUAUCUCCCCCUACUGAAUUUGCUGCAGCUGAAUCAUUUAGAAGCAAGAGUGGCAUUCCUUUGAGUUCAAGUUCCUCGGCUGUGACAGAGAUUUCACAUUCACCUAAUAUAAGAUCACCCAAUUUUUCUGUUCCAACUCUCUCUGAAUCUCAGUUCCAAAAUGACAAAUUUACAUUGAGAGAUGAAAAAAUCUCCAAUCAACAAGCCUCAGACCCACUUCGAACAAAAUUGGAUAAGUCAGAUAUUCCAACUUCAGUCAGUCAACCCAUCUUAUCAUCUGUACUAUGUGAUAGGACUUCUGGUUCAGCUUUUGAAGAAUACUCAUUGGACUCUGUUAAAUGUAAGCCUAUGUGUAUUAUAAAUGCUUCACACUCAGAAUCCACUGAGUCUAAAAAUGAAUCAAGAACUCGUCCCGUUGAGAAAGAUGGCUCUGAAGAGGCAUCUGCAUGCUCUUCUGAUGCAACUCAACCACAAACUCUUAGUUGAUAUUUUUAUUCGAGCAUCUCUAUGUAAAAAGAUGUAUAGUUAAUUUAUUAUAUCAGAUUAGUAUAAGCCAUAUUGUUUGUGCUCCCAGUGAAAUAAAACAAUUUUUUUUUUCUUUUCACGGCAGAGAUGAUAUGAACCAUAAUUUAAUUUGAGCUUCUUUGAAACUUUGUUUUCCUGCAGUGGCUAAGUGGCAAUAUUUAAAAGAAAAUUUUAGCAUUUUCUGACUCAAUACAUAUUAUUUUCACUAAACAUAACCAGUAUUUUAAAAUCAUACUGAUUCGUAUAUGAAAGUAUUCUUGUAAAAUACAUACCCUCAGUGAAUUUUACUUUGAAUAUAACUAUCUUAAAUUAUGAGAUUAAUAAAUGAAGCUGCAGAUUCUUUUAUAUCUUAAGUGAUAUUUUAUCUUUCAUAUUUUUAUCAGCAUUUUGAAGUCAUAUCAAUGUGUAUAAAAUUUAAAUUAAUUUAAUCUAUUAUUUUCUACUUUUAUAUUUUUAGUGAAAUGGACAUAUUGAAUCUUAAUUUUAAAGUUGGUCUAAAAAGGAAAUACCGUUUUUCCUUUGAAAAUAAUGAUCUAAUAAUAAUGAAAAAGUCAAUAGAAUCUUAGAAUUCUUAAUUAUUUUACAUUCAUAUUUAUGAAUAUAUGUUAUAUUAUUUAAUAUUAAAUGUACAGUAGACUCUCAGUAAUCCACAUAUCAGAUCAGAUGACUACUGGAUUACUAGAAGUUCAUUAAAAAAUUUAAUGCAUUUACAUCAUACCUAUAUAUAUUGUACAAAAUAUACUUAAUUAUACUAUGUAUAAUAAAUAUCAUAAAAUAUAAAAAAUAUAAUUCAAAAUCAUAUCGUGUGCAUUGUGUCAAGGACGCUAGCAUCUACAUUUAGGGACUUGUUUACUUUUUAACUCUCUGGUCUUGCCUUUCUGAAAAUGCAGGACUUGAAGUGGGAACAGAUUGGUACAGUGCUGGAUUACUGAGUCUAUUGUAAAUUUGUUGAAAAUUUUUUUGAAUAUUUAAAAAUUUAUAACUUUUUAAAUAUUUUUUAAUUAUAAUGAUUAAAUGAAAGAGAUUAUUUCAAAUUAUUUUUAAUUACUGAAAAAUUAAUUUGAUAGUGUAGAACUUUUAAAAAGUACAGGAAGUUUUUAAGAAAAUUUUGACAGUUAAAAAUUUUAUUUAUUUUUUAUUUGCAUAGUGAUUUUUAAUCUUUUAAAUCAUUUGUUUCCCCCAAAAAAUUCUCGCGAGCUUUCACUCUGUGUUUAAGAACUUUUUCAUACUUUGGUAUGCUGAAGCUUUGUUAUAUUAGAUAUCAUUUUAUAUUGUAAUAUAGUGCUGCACACUUCCUUUUUUUUUUGGUGGCCAAAAUCUUAUGCCAAUCACUUCUAAGAAGGCCCAAACUUAUUUUUAUUCUCAAGAGCUGUGAUAAAAAAAAUACUUGAUUAUAAGUGACAAAGUAAUCAGUGCUUUCAGUUAUUUGUUGCAUAUGUAUAAGUUUUAGUUUUGCACUUGUAGUGGACAGAAAGAAAUCACUUAUAGUAAGAUUUUUAUUUUGACACUUUUAGUGCUUUUAUUGUAGUUUAUGUGAUGAGAGAUUCCAUGUAAUUUUGUCUAUAGAUAAGUUUUGUUUAAAGAAAUGUCUGUUAUAGAAAUAAGGAUAUAAU